UCAGCAUGCUCUCAAGAGCUCUCAAGCCAUCUAGAAUAAAAAAUUAAUAAAUUAUGUCUUGGGAGGCACUCUUUCUUUUAUGGAGCUCCAACAAGCUCCUAGUUAGGAGCGCCAACAAUAUCAAAAAAAACCCUCUUCUAUUUUAAUAUUUUACUCAUUACUUUUAAUUAUAUUUAAACCUCUUGUAUUUUAUUUCUAACCGUUGGAUACGGCCUUCGAGGGAGCGCACACGAAAUUCGAGGUAACCCACGGUCUUCGAGGGAGCGCACACGCUCUUCGAGGUAUCCCGCGGUCUUCGAGGGAACGCACACGGUCUUCGAGAUAACCCGCGGUCUUCGAGGGAACGCACACGGUCUUCGAGGUAACCCGCGGUCUUCGAGGGAACGCACACGGUCUUCGAGGUAACCCGCGGUCUUCGAUGUUGGGCACGAAGUUCGAGGUAUCGCAAACUUUGACCGUCAACCGACUGAUGCCUAUAAAAUUCGACGGCUUCUCUCCUCAACCCAUCAUCUCCCAGAAUAAAAUGUCUAGCUCAUCUAGCUCUAGCGAUGAUGAAAUGAUAAAGACGUUCUUUCUUAUGGGAGCUGAUGUCGUUGAGGAAGAAGAACAAGAGAAAUGUUCAGCUUCGGUUCAACACAAACGACGUAUCGUGCUCAAUCGAAACCGACUGGAAGGCCACAAUCGGUUAUUCCAAGAUUAUUUUGCUGACGCACCAACCUAUCCUCUUUAUUAUUUUCGUCAAAGGUUCAGAAUGAGGCGUUCGUUAUUCCUUCGAAUCCACGACGCAGUCGUCGAACAUGACAAGUACUUCGUCCAAAAGAGGAAUGGUGCUGGACAGUUAGGACUAUCUAGUCUUCAAAAGAUUACUGCAGCUAUGCGGAUGCUCGCAUAUGGAGCAUCCGCUGACUCCGUUGACGACUACGUUCGGAUCGGUAAAAGUACGUCGCUUGAGAGCGUGAAGAGGUUCGUUCGAUCGAUUAUCAACAUCUUUGGGGAGGAAUACCUUCGUUCACCGACUAAUGAAGACGUUGCACGCCUGCUCGAGGAAGGCUCACAACGAGGUUUUCCUGGUAUGCUUGGGAGCAUCGACUGCAUGCACUGGACAUGGAAGAACUGUCCAACUGCCUGGCAAGGUAUGUAUACUGGACAUUUUCAUGAACCCACAAUUAUUUUGGAGGCCGUAGCUAGCAAAGAUCUUUGGAUAUGGCAUGCCUUCUUUGGACUGCCGGGGUCUCACAAUGACCUUAAUGUUCUACAUCGUUCACCGGUUUUCGCACAACUUGCGGAGGGAAGAGCUUCACCGUGCAACUAUACUGUCAAUGGCCACGAGUAUAAUAUGGGAUACUAUCUCGCCGACGGGAUUUACCCAGAGUGGUCCACAUUAGUGAAGACUAUUCCAGCACCACGAGGAAAUAAGCAUAAAUACUUUGCUCAACAACAAGAGAGCGCAAGAAAAGAUGUUGAGCGAGCUUUUGGCGUGUUGCAAGCUCGAUUUGCGAUUGUUCGUGGACCAGGACGUUUCUGGCAACCUUGUGUGCUGAAAGAUAUCAUGACAGCUUGUAUCAUAAUGCAUAACAUGAUCGUUGAAGAUGAACGUGAUUGUCAAUUGGACAACAACUUCGACUUUACUGAUUCGGUACCAGUCGUUGAACCUUCUCAUGUGCAGACGGUGCCUCUAACUGAGUUCAUCCAAAAUCAUCAUCGGAUCAGGAACACGCAAACACACAAAUCACUAAAAAAUGAUUUGAUCGAGCAUCUGUGGCAGCUCAAGGGAUCCAUCGCCGAGGAUUAAGUUUCUUUAUGUCUAAUGUAAUUUCAGAAAAGGAGUUCAAGUUAUUGUACUACGCCAAUUUCAUUUUUAAUAAAGUAGUUAUUUUCAUUCAAUGCCAAAUUUUUCAACUUCAAGUACAAUCAUAAAUCUAAUAUAAGAUAAUAUUUGAUAAUUAGGAAGAACUAAUGAGGAUGCGAUGCGAGUACAAUAUAUGAUAAUUAGGAAGAACCCUUGGACAUCCACCUCUCCAAAAUCUCUGCCUGACGCAUUUCAAAGUAUUGACGUUGAACUGAAUUGAGUGUUGAGAGAUCGAUCUUCAUGAUAUCGUCAUCUUGUUUCUUCUGUUUUAGCUCC
Molecule: messenger RNA, 2125 nt
Organism: Asparagus officinalis (garden asparagus)
Lineage: Eukaryota; Viridiplantae; Streptophyta; Magnoliopsida; Asparagales; Asparagaceae
Exons: 1
Coding region: 419-1792 (457 amino acids)
Source: RefSeq, a predicted model, not a curated record